Messenger RNA from Phalaenopsis equestris, 500 nucleotides. RefSeq lists its product as uncharacterized. NCBI's taxonomy places the organism in Eukaryota, Viridiplantae, Streptophyta, Magnoliopsida, Asparagales, Orchidaceae. The record is from RefSeq and is a predicted model, not a curated record. The transcript has 3 exons. Bases 7 to 405 code for a protein of 132 amino acids.
GAAGAGAUGAGACCGACCGCCUCACUCGCCACAGCAGUCAUCCUGUCUAUUCUGAUUCUUUUUUCAGCUCGCGUUAUCGAAUCCGCCGGAAAAAGUGGCAGCGAUCGUAGCCAGAGCUUGAAUUCGGAAUGGCGAAUUCUUACGAAGCAAAAUUUUUCCUCUGAGAUUCGCCUUCAUCCCCAAAUCCUUCUCAUGGUCACCAUCCCAUGGUCUGGUGAGGCACUAUCUUUGAUGAAGCAGUUGGAAAAAUUGGUUGCUAAUCAACCGGGAAAACUAGGCAAUUUAAGGUUAAUGGUUGUUUACAAAAAUUCUCAGAAGAUGCUAGCAGACGUGCUUGGAGCUGCUGAUGACAUAACAUUGUAUUAUUAUCACCAUUCCACUUCAUACAAGUACCAUGGGAGAUAAAUCAGUUCUUCUAAUUGAGUUAUGUGGAUGGUCAAGCAAACUGUUGCAUAAGAAAAGUAUUAAGAACCUUAUUUCUACCCGGAUGGAUUACGCAG